This is a messenger RNA of Cajanus cajan (pigeon pea), 1361 nucleotides long. Its product is annotated as rhomboid-like protein 20. NCBI's taxonomy places the organism in Eukaryota, Viridiplantae, Streptophyta, Magnoliopsida, Fabales, Fabaceae. The record is from RefSeq and is a predicted model, not a curated record. Gene Ontology annotation, molecular function: serine-type endopeptidase activity; protein binding. Gene Ontology annotation, cellular component: membrane.
UCAAUAUAAGCCAAACUGUGGAAAACCUCAACUAAGAAGCAAACACAAGAAAGAAAAAAAAAAUAAAACCCAGAAAGACUCUCAAAGAGAAGGUCGUUGCUUUCUGCUCCACUGCGACGAUGAACGGAGGCCCAUCUGGUUUCACAAAUGCUCCUGUCACGAGGGCUUUCAUCAUCGCCUCGGCGCUUUUCACAAUCUUUUUUGGGAUCCAAGGCCGUUACAACACUCUGGGACUGUCAUAUCAGGAUGUUUUUGGAAAGUUUCGCAUUUGGAAGUGGAUCAUGUCCAUAUUUUCCUUCUCAUCAACACCAGAGUUGAUGUUUGGACUGUAUCUGCUAUAUUAUUUCAGGGUCUUUGAGAGACAGAUAGGUUCCAAUAAAUACUCGGUCUUUAUCGUGUUUUCCAUAUUAACUUCACUGCUGCUUGAAGUCCUUGCUGUAGCACUUUUAAAAGAUCCUACAGCAAACCUUGUCACUCCUGGGCCUUAUGGCCUUAUAUUUGCUUCAUUUGUACCCUUUUUCUUUGACAUUCCGGUUUCAACACGAUUUCGAGUUUUUAGUUUCCUCUUCUCAGACAAGUCGUUCAUAUAUCUAGCUGGUCUUCAGCUUCUUUUGUCAUCAUGGAAAAGAUCCAUCUUACCAGGGUUGUGUGGCAUCCUUGCUGGUUCCUUGUACCGCUUAAAUGUCUUUUACAUCCGCAAAGCAAAGUUCCCAGAGUUGAUCUCGUCAUUCUUUUCACGAUUUUCAUUGCCAUCUAUGGGGAGUCCACGUGCAGCACCAGCAAGGAAUGUUGUCAGGAAUGUACCUUCCUAUCCAACUCACCAAAUGGAGAGAAACUACCCUGCUCCAAUGCAAUCUGCAGUAGAACCAUCAGAGGACUCAAUCACUACCCUCGUUUCUAUGGGCUUUGACAGGAAUUCUGCCAGACAAGCCCUGGUGCAGGCCAGAAAUGAUGUCAAUGUGGCCACCAACAUCCUACUGGAGGCACAGUCUCACUAAUUCCAUAAAUGUUCUGCGAACACGAGAGCCAGAUUGUUCUGAAUUGAUAUAGAUGGAAUCCCAAUCAUGAAGGAUUGGAAAUUCACUAAUCAUGAUGUGAGGAUGUUUGUGAACUUGAGGCAUUCCUAGUACCAUCCUCAAGGAUAUUCCUCCUUUCUUAGGAUCAUUUUUCCCACCUUAACUUUAAUCUUUAGAUAUCCAUUUUGAGUACUGGCAUUGAUAGACGAAUGAGUUAGGAUCCUGUACAAAUUACUUGCAACAUAUGGAAAUUAUGCAUAUUUUCAUGAAAUGUGAAUCAGAUAACUGUAGUUGAAGGUUCUUCUAUGCAGUUUGCUUGAAGCUCAUGGAGCUCAGUUUCAUGCU